Messenger RNA from Brassica rapa (field mustard), 831 nucleotides. It is a transcript of the gene WRKY67, whose product is annotated as probable WRKY transcription factor 70. NCBI's taxonomy places the organism in Eukaryota, Viridiplantae, Streptophyta, Magnoliopsida, Brassicales, Brassicaceae. Gene Ontology annotation, biological process: regulation of DNA-templated transcription. Gene Ontology annotation, molecular function: DNA-binding transcription factor activity; sequence-specific DNA binding. The record is from RefSeq and is marked provisional.
AUGGAUGUUGCUAAUAAUAACAAAGCAAUAAAGCUAAAAGCUAGGCACCAACUCGUUCAAGGCCGCGAGGUGGCCACUAAGCUUCAGCAUCUCCUCUUUCAACAUGGGUUGGGUCUUAACUCAGCGGAUGAUCUGAUGGCUAAAAUCUUGGGAUCUUUCAAUAACUCAAUCUCUGCUCUUGAUUCCUUAGAACCCAUCUCCUCCUCCUCCUCUCUUGUCACCGCCGUUGAAGGCUCUCAAAAUGCUUCCUGCGACAACGACGGCAAGCUUGAGGAUUCCGGUGAUAGUCGGAAAAGACUUGGACCCGUUAAGGGUAAAAGAGGAUGCUACAAAAGAAAGAAGAGAUCGGAGACGUGGACUGUAGAGUCGACCGUACUUGAUGACGCAUUUUCAUGGAGGAAGUAUGGACAGAAGGAGAUUCUUAAUGCCAUAUUCCCAAGAAGUUACUUUCGGUGCACACAUAAAUUCACUCAAGGGUGCAAGGCAACAAAGCAAGUGCAGAAGCUAGAGCCCGAAUCCAAGAUGUUCAACAUCACAUACAUAGGAAACCACACGUGUAACACUAAAGAAGUAUCACCCAAGAUCAAGCCUUGUGUUCAUCAUGAUGAGAUCAUUAUGCAUUCUGAAGAUAGUCCAAGUUUGACGACCACGAUGAAGGAAGAGGAAGAGAAUCAUCAUCAUGGUUCUUCCACUGAGAGUGACUUGCAAUUAGUGUGGCAAGAAAUAUUGGUGUGUGAAGAAGAACAUCUUCAGCAUCAUCAUGAGGCUAUUUAUGGUUGUGGUGAAACUAGUGUCAAUGGUUUGGAUUCCCCAGAUCUUUGGAGUUGGUAG